Messenger RNA from Oncorhynchus kisutch (coho salmon), 4372 nucleotides. RefSeq names its product carcinoembryonic antigen-related cell adhesion molecule 1. The transcript is spliced from 10 exons. Gene Ontology annotation, cellular component: membrane. NCBI's taxonomy places the organism in Eukaryota, Metazoa, Chordata, Actinopteri, Salmoniformes, Salmonidae. The record is from RefSeq and is a predicted model, not a curated record. Bases 132 to 1301 code for a protein of 389 amino acids.
ACAGAACAAGAAAAGGUUACUUUAUUUUCAACCAAGCGGUCACGACGCAUGCAGAGGGAAGAACUAAACCACGUUUCACUUUCACAGCCUUGGGAAAUUAAGAUCAGAAGUAGGCUAGCUAACUAGCGCAUAUGCCUAAACUAACGCUCAUCAGAUUGUGUUUCUGGCUUUGUCUGGCGCGAACGGUGGUCUCCCGAGAUGAUCUUUAUCUUAAAGUGGGAGGUGAGCUCGUGUUGAAACCAGACAAGUCCACAGUGCCUGACUCCAUCACAAGCAUCCUAUGGAAGCAUGGGAAGAACAAGGUGGCAGAGUGGGACAAGGAUUUUGGUGGUCUGGACAUCUAUGCCUCCUUCAAAGAGCGUACAACCCUGGACCAGACUACUGGAGAGCUGAGAAUCAGUGGAUUGAAGAAAACAGACAGUGGAGUUUAUUCUGUGGAGUUUAACAGCAAACUGCUUGACCAGACAUAUACAUUAUCUGUUUUCAAGGCAGUCCCCAAACCCACGAUCACUUCUUCCUGUAACCCAGACAAAACCUCCUGCACUCUGACCUGUGAGGGCGACACCACUGAUGCUGAACCAGUCACCUACAGCUGGAAAGUGGGAGCGAGCGCGUGGGAGGUCUUAGACAAACAGAUUGAUGUCAAUAAGAGUGACACUGGCAAAUCAACCAACAGUUACAAGUACAUCUGCAAAAUGAAAAACCCUGUUAGUGAAGAAGUCAGUGAUCCAAUUGGACAAAGGUUUGGUCCAAAGGCAGUCCCUAAACCCACAAUCACUUAUACCUGCAACUCCAACAAAACCACCUGCAUUCUAACCUGUGAGAGCGACACCACUGAUGCUGAACCAGUCACCUACAGCUGGAAAGUGGGAGAGGGGGCGUGGGAGGUCAUAGAAAAAUGGCUGAUUGUCUCUAAGAGCGACACUGGCAAAUCAACCAACAGUUACAAGUACAUCUGCAAGCUGAAGAACUCUGCUGGAGAAGGGGAAGUCAGUGAUCCAGUUGGAUCGGUGUUUUAUCCAGAGCCUUCUGAAGUCGGUGGUGGUUGGAUUGUUGGUGUUGUCGUCAUUGUAGUCAUUGUAGCGCUUGUUGCCAUUGUCAUAACAGUUUGGUUGGUGUGGAAGAAGAAAAAAGAAUAUCCCCAAGACACCUGGAUUGACUUUUUGAGAAAGUAUUUUGGUGGAAUUUAUGGUAGAAUGUGUGGGGUUCCGUUAACGCCCAACACCAAACCGGGGGAAGAUGGCGCAGACAAAGCUGGAAGGGGGCACGGGAAUGAAGAAGCCAACCUGAUGAUGGAGUAGAAAGAAUCCAGUGUUUUAGGAUGCUGGUGGUCUUCCUGGUGGGGUAACUGAGGAGCAGAAACAUGAGGUUUGAACGCUCUCAGUACAUGACUCCAUAUCUGUUACAUUGAGACAAACGACCAAGAAGAGAGAAACAUGUUUGAACUGUUGGAGAAAUUUUAAAUGAAGGAAAACAACAAGCAAAUAUUGCACAUAGGAACUUCCAUGCAGUCAGAUGAAGUAUAGUGAGCUACAACGUAUUGGCACAAUGACAUCUUUUGAUGUUUUGGCUCUGUACUCCAGCACUGUUCCCCGGGCGCCACAGACUUGGAUGUCGAUUAAGGCAGCCCCCGCACCUCUGAUUCAGAGGGGUUGGGUUAAAUGCGGAAGACGCAUUUCAGUUGAAGGCAUUCAGUGACUAGCUAUCCCCCUUUCCAUUUUGGAUUUGAAAUGAUACAAUGGCUAUAAAUGUUAUAGUGCAGACUGUCAGCUUUAACCCAAUAUGGAUGAGAAUACCCUCAAAUUAAAGCUGACAGUCUGCACUAACUUUUUUAGGGUAGGGGGCAGCAUUUGGGAUUUUGGAUGAAAAGCGUACCCAAAGUAAACUACCUGCUACACAGGCCAGAAGCUAGGAUAUGCAUAUAAUUGGUAGAUUUGGAUAGAAAACAGCUUCCACUAGUUGUGAACAUGCUUUAGACAUUGUUUCAGGCUUUUAUUCUGAAAAAUUAGGGAGAAUGACCACUGUGUCAGUGGAUAGUGAGAUGUCUCCAGAGCUGGUUACUGCGCACGACCGAGAGUGCGCCUUGUUUUUCAUUUAUAUUGACGACGCUAUUGUCCGGGUUGAAAUAUUAUCGAUUAUUUAGGCUAAAAACAACCUGAGGAUUGAUUAUAAACAUCGUUUGACAUGUUUCUAAGAACUUUACGGAUACUAUUUGGAAUUUUCGUCUGCCCGUUGUGACCGCUUUUGAGCUAUUGGAUUACUGAACAAAAUGUGCCAACAAAAUGGAGGUUUUUGGAUAUAAAGAGGGACUUCAUCGAACAAAACAAACAUUUAUUGUGUAACUGGGAGUCUUGUGAGUGCAACCAUAUGAAGAUAAACAAAGGUAAGUGAUUCAUUUUAUUGCUAUUUCUGACUUUCCUGACUAAUCUACUUGGCUGCUAACGUUUUGUGUGCUGAGCGCUGUCCUCAGAUAAUUGCAUGGUUUGCUUUUGCCGUAAAGUCUUUUUGAAAUCUGACACGGUGGCUGGAUUAACAAGUUGAGCUUUAUUUUGAUGUAUUGCACUUGUGAUUUCAUGAAAGUUAAAUAUUUAUAGUAAUUCGAAUUUGGUGCUCUGCAAUUUCACCGGAAGUUGUCGAGAUGGGACGCUAGCGUCCCACUGUUGCAUAUAACCUCAGUCAUUGAAUCAUUUCAAAUCCAAAAUGCUGGAGUACAGAGCCAAAACAACCAAAAGUGUCACUCUUCCAAUACUUUUGGAGCUCACUGUAUAAUGUGAUGAACAGUGUGCUUUAUGAACUUACAGUACUUCAGAAAUAUGAGGGCAAUAUUUGUAUCUCAGAACAUUUUGAUGAUGGACAAAAACGAGAUUCUUAUACUUUGUGAGUGAGGUAAAUAACUUUUUGGAUGCUUACCCUUUCUCACUGUUAUUGCCUCGUCUUUACAAAUCAGCAUCAAUGAUGUACAGGUUGUUUGAAGCCAUAGUAUCUAUCACUUUAUUAUUGUAUGAUACCUUUUUUUAAAUAAAUGUCUUAAAUAAUUUCAUAAUUCUUAAAGCCUUCACUUGAUUUAUGUCAAGGAAUUUGUACAGGUUGUUAUUGUUUUCUUUCUCAGAGUAGUUUAUGCCAACCCCCAAACUAGGAAAAUUAUAGUGUUGGUUGAGAGGAACCAGGCCUGAGAGGUAGAGCUCGUCCUCAUCUGCCUUGUAAAGCGAGAGCUCUGCAGUACUGAGAUAUUGUAUUACUAAGAGAGAGCUCUGCAGUACUGAGAUGUUGUAUUACUAACAACUGUGCAUGUGUAUUUGUUUUAAUACCUUUUAAUAUUUUAAUUUGACAAACAGUGGUUGUCUUCAUCCAAUUCCUUCAAAUUACCCUCUGGUAUAUCUGUUUUCACAAUAUACAUUGUCACCUGGAUUUUAAUAACCUUUCUCAAAUUACAUCAAUCUGUGACGGACCGAAGUAAGGGGAAACAGCAGUGUACACUAGUUGCCCUCAGAUAGGUAAGAACAUUUGUUUGGCAAGACCACUAACCUGGUAUAUCCCAGGUUUUAGUUUUGUUACUGGUAUGUCUCAGGUUUUAGUUUUGUUACUGGUAUGUCUCAGGUAAUUAUGUCACAGAAGAUGUUAUGAAUUAAGACCAACCACAUUGCUUUAUUUUAGGACUGGACUGUUCUAUAAUGGAGUCCUGGCACAUGCAAAAACAUCUACCUGUACAAUCAUUGUAUGUAUCUCUGUUUAAACUCCAGAUUUCACGCUGUAGUGAUGUGUUGAUAACUGAAUGCAUCUGAACACCAAUUCUGUUUCAGCACUUUUGUCUUAAGAAUGUAUUUUUUUACAAACUUGAUUGGUGAGGAAGGUCUGUAUAGGGCUGGGCUUGAGCCAUCAUCAACAUGCAUAUCCCUAUCUGAAACCUUAAGAUCUGCGAAUACUGAGUUAGGGAAAGGGACUGACCGAAGUCUAGUUUCAACUAGUCUUGUUGCAUGUACUGGAAGUACUUCUUGCCAAACGGAUCACACCACAGGACUGACGAUUCCUAAAUCAAGUGUCAACUCCUGAGACAUGCUGCUGUGAAAAACAAAUGCACUUGAAAGUGCAGUGUGUUAAAUAUAUUUUAUCUGCAACAAUUGAAUUCCAGCCUGCAUGUACUGCCAAUACUUUGAAUUGUGAUAUUUAUAUUUUUUCAAUGAAAGGAGUUGUUCUAUAUGGGAUUUUAUUAUAAUGACCUCUGACAGUGAUUAAAAAAAUAUUCAAACCUGAUUGGUGAAAGCACUAUAGUGUAUACAUGAUGUGUAUGUGUGCUCGCAUGUUUGUUCCAGUUCUUGCAGUGUUGUCAGUCUGUGCCCCUAUAUUAAAUAGCAGAUUAUGCAGUGCCUCACAA